Molecule: messenger RNA, 399 nt
Organism: Indicator indicator
Lineage: Eukaryota; Metazoa; Chordata; Aves; Piciformes; Indicatoridae
Gene: PHLDA2
Product: pleckstrin homology like domain family A member 2
Exons: 1
Coding region: 1-399 (132 amino acids)
Biological process (GO): positive regulation of apoptotic process
Molecular function (GO): phosphatidylinositol phosphate binding
Source: RefSeq, a predicted model, not a curated record
AUGAAGAUGCAAGCCGAGGUGAUCCGCGAAGGCGAGCUGGAGAAGCGGAGCGACAGCCUUUUCCAGCUGUGGAAGAAGAAGCUGGUGGUGCUGACCAAGGACAGCCUCAGCCUUUUCCCCGACGGGCACAAGCGGGCCAAGGGCAAGGAGCUGGGUUUCGGCUCAAUCCUAAAGGUGGACUGCGUGGAACGCACGGGCAAGUACAUCUACUUCACCAUCGUCACCAAGGACCGCAAGGAGAUUGACUUUCGGUGCCCGGACCAGAGCUGCUGGAACGCCUCCAUCACCAUGGCCCUCAUCGACUUCCAGAACAAACGGGCCAUACAGGACUUCAAGAGUCGCCAGGAGCUGGAGCAGGCGGCGGGGGCCCAAGAGCGGCGGCUGGCCCGGGCACCCUGA